Guillardia theta CCMP2712 is the source of this 986-nucleotide messenger RNA. RefSeq lists its product as hypothetical. The record is from RefSeq and is a predicted model, not a curated record. Bases 265 to 912 code for a protein of 215 amino acids. The transcript is spliced from 12 exons. NCBI's taxonomy places the organism in Eukaryota, Cryptophyceae, Pyrenomonadales, Geminigeraceae.
CUCGGAGCCAGCGAGACAAGGGAGCUGGACGAGCGAGAAUGCUUCAGAGCUUUCGGCGAUGCCUGCCGUCUUGCGGGGGAAGGGAAGAGCGCAGAGGCGAUACAAGAACUGCACAAGGCAAGACGAGGAUGGAACGCAGGAGGAGGAGGAGGAUCCGUGUAUGCGAAGGCAGCGGAAGACUUUGAGCGAGUGAUCCUGGAGGGAGGAGAGAGGAAGAGCAUCCCGUCGAAUCUAGUCUGCUCUCUUUGCGACGAGAUCUCCAGUAUGAUCAGCAGCUCCGUCAAGUCGGAUGUCAAGGAGAGGAGGGAGAAGAUCGAUCAGGCGACCGCCAAGCUUGAAGAUGCCGAGGCCCUGAAGGACCUUGCGCAGCUCAAUGAUGAAGUCAAGGUCCGAGCUCAGCUGAGGCAGGCCCGUAGUCUCGUUCUCUUCGCAGACUGGAAGCUCGGAGCAGAGAUGCGCUCCGCCUACCCGGAGAACCAUUGGGAGGAAAGACUUCUAGUCAAGCAGCAGAGGAAAGACAGUGUGCGCUCCAUGGCAGCGAGUCUGGGACAACGAGACGAGGAGCUAGAAAAGAAAUCGCGAGCAAAGGAGGACGCGGACCAGAAAUUCCUCAAGGCCGAGCAGCUAGUCCAGCAGGGCCUCUACCCACAAGCCCGGGAACUGCUGGAGGAGGUCGAAGGCUUGUGGCGAUUAGCCGGUAUGCUCGGUUUCCCCGGCAGACCUUUCGAGUCUGCAAUCGAAGAUCUCCUCGCCAAGAUCGACUCUGCUGCCAAGGACGGCAAGCAACAGCUUGACACACCGAUGGAGGAGGCACAAGCAACAGGAGAAAGUGACAAGCCAGUCGACUUCAACAAGGCCCUCGAUGAGCUACGUACCCAGUACAUGGAAAGCCUUGAUCGACGACUACAGUGAUGGGCUGCCUACAUUUUUAUUUGUUGAGGUCAUUUCAAUACUGAUUCCACAUGUGCAACUUAAAUGUCAAGAUG